This is a messenger RNA of Racocetra fulgida, 1053 nucleotides long. NCBI's taxonomy places the organism in Eukaryota, Fungi, Glomeromycota, Glomeromycetes, Diversisporales, Gigasporaceae. The record is from the annotation of a GenBank genome assembly.
AUGUCGAAUAAUCCUUUAUCAGAAAAUGUUAAAAUAAAAAUUACAGAAUCUCAAAAUGACACUACACAACCUCCUGUGCAAAAUAAUACAAACAUUAAAUCUCUGGAUCAUUUAAGUCCUUUGUGGGUCCCUCCUUGUAUCAUUAACCGCUCAGACUUAUUAAAUUUAAAGUAUUUAGCUAAAGGUGGAUAUGGUGAAGUUCGAACAGCACUAUGGAAUGGAAAACAAGUAGCAGCAAAAUUUGUUGAACGCAGAGAUCAAAGACAACUAAUAGAUUUUAAACGCGAGUUUAGGGCCUUGAAAUUAUCUAAUAAUUGUAAUGAACUCAUUAAAUUCCACGGAUUAUCUGAAGGUGAUAAAGAUGGAGAAUAUAUCAUAGUAAUGCAAUAUGCUGAAAGCGGAACUUUAAAAGAUUAUCUUGAAAACAACAAGAAUAACCUAAACAUAGAUCAUAAGAUUUCUUUAUGCAAAGAUAUUCUUAAAGGAUUGAAUUUUUUGCAUGAAAAUGAUAUAAUUCACAGAGAUUUAGUAACUCGUUUGGCAGAUUUUGGCCUUUCAAAAUCGGUUCAUUCAACAGGAAUAUCAGGGGUUCGAGGAAUGGCACCUUUCGUUGAUCCAAAAUUACUAUAUAGUCCCAAUUAUUCGCAUGAUACAUCCACCGAUAUUUAUAGUUACGGAGUGCUAAUGUGGGAAAUAUCUACCUGCAUCCAACCAUUUGAUGGUAGACAAGACCAUAUAAUUUUAGUUCUUGAACUUUUUUUUGGAGUGAGAGAAAAACCAAAAGAAGGAAUGCCUUUGGACUAUGUAAAGAUAUAUGAAAAAUGUUGGAACCCAAAUCCUUCAUUGAGACCUAACGCUAUCGAAGCAUUGAAUGACCUUGAAAAUUUAAAGAAACAGCCGACUGUGACUAAAGAUGAUAUUCAAAAAUUUAUUCCCGAAUACGAUCUUAUAAAAGAUAUUAAAGAAUUUAUCAAGACUAGUUAUGCAGAUUCUGAUAACAAGGUGCAACCGCAAUUCAUUAAAGAAAUUAUCCAUGAACAAAAGUUAGACAAG